Messenger RNA from Diachasma alloeum, 1223 nucleotides. Its product is annotated as alpha-tocopherol transfer protein-like. Lineage: Eukaryota; Metazoa; Arthropoda; Insecta; Hymenoptera; Braconidae. The coding region runs from base 251 to 1156 and encodes 301 amino acids. The transcript is spliced from 3 exons. Gene Ontology annotation, cellular component: membrane. The record is from RefSeq and is a predicted model, not a curated record. Gene Ontology annotation, molecular function: phosphatidylinositol bisphosphate binding.
UUCAUACGAAGAGCUCAUUUAUCAAUCAGUAUAACGAAUGAACUCCCGCCGUACAGUUCGUUUAUAAACAAGGAAGAAAGCAGUUUGUCCAACAUUCAUUAUUAAUUUCCUGAUCGAAUUCCCCGGAAGAGGAAACUCUAUCAAUAACCAACAUCAUUAGCGAAUAAAGAUCAUUGGUUUUUGAUCCAAUACAUAAUCAGUAAAAUAAAACUUAACAUCGAAAAUAUUAAAGGAAGGCAAUAAAGAAGAAAUGGCAGUGGUACCUCCAGUGCCCUUCGAAGAACUCCUGAAACGCGAACCUGAGCUCACGGAGUCUAAUAUUCAAGCGCUACGGGAAUGGUGCUUGAAGCAGCCGCAUUUGCCAAAAAUUUCGGACACUGAUUUAGCGGUAUUUCUGCACAGCAAUUACUAUCGAAUGGAACCAACGAAGAACACAAUCGAAACAUAUUACACGAUUCGCACCCAUCUACCAGAGUUCUUCAAUAAUCGAGAUCCAUUCGCAGUAAAGGAACUUCGUCAGGCUUUCAACACUGCAGCUUACAUGCGACUUGAAGGACAAACUCCGGAAGGCUACGAGAUAGCCUUCGGCCGUCUGAUUGACUUUGACGCUUCCCACUACGUCUACAAUGACUGUAUGAAAUUAUGGAACAUGGUUACUGACUUAUGGAUUCGCGAGAAGGGGACCAUGAAGGGGCAUAUCUUUGUCAUAGACAUCGCGGGGGUCACUUUCGGUCACGCCGGGAGAUUGAGUCCUAUGGGCCUAAAGAAGUACCUUACGUUCUUGCAGGAAGGACUUCCGGUGCGUCUGAAGGGACUUCACUUCCUUCACUCUAUGCCAGUUAUGGAAGUCAUUCUGGGGAUGAUGAAACCUUUCAUGAAGAAGGAAUUGCUAGAAAUACUCCACAUCCAUACGACUAACGAUACCGUUGAGAAAUUCUUUCCUACUGAACUACUGCCGAACGAAUCAGGAGGUAAAGCUGGUCCUAUUAUGGAACUCCACGCGGAAAAUAUUAAACGACUCGAGGCUAAUCGCGAGUUUUUCCUGGAGGACGAGCAGACUAUGCGAGUCAAUGAGGCUUUGCGCCCUGGAAAGCAAAAGACUGCCACUGAUCUUUUUGGAGUCGAGGGGAGCUUCAAGAAGCUGGACAUAGAUUGAAAAUAAUUUCAAUGGAUUUAAGAAUUUUCUAUUAAUUAUAUGGAUUUUGUUAUUGCUUUAUGAAUAA